This is a messenger RNA of Musca vetustissima, 1849 nucleotides long. It is a transcript of the gene eIF2Bdelta, whose product is annotated as translation initiation factor eIF-2B subunit delta. Bases 1 to 1848 code for a protein of 615 amino acids. The transcript has 5 exons. NCBI's taxonomy places the organism in Eukaryota, Metazoa, Arthropoda, Insecta, Diptera, Muscidae. The record is from RefSeq and is a predicted model, not a curated record.
AUGAAUCCAGGGGAGAUUACAACGACUGAAAUUAAUACCGAAAUCAAAUUAGAGGUAAAAGUGGAAACGGAAUCCAUUGUUAAGGUGGAAACAAUCAAGAAUCCGGCACCAAGUUCUGUUGCAUGUUCGACACAAAGUCAGCCUCAGCCAGCUGCUAUCACAAAUAAUAGUGAAAAAUCUCGGGAAGAGAUUAAAGCAGAACGUGAAGCUAAAAAAUUAGCCAAACAGGCAAAAAAGGCAAAGAGCAAUACAACUGGUGAAUCGAGCAACAUCGCCGCCACGGUUGCUGCAACUGUUGUCCCUGUGACUAAUACUGGAAAAACUAACGAAAAUACAAAUAAUAUGGAAGGAGCUGCUGGUGGAGAAAAAACACGCGAACAAAUAAAAGCAGAACGUGAAGCUAAAAAAUUAGCUAAGCAAGCAGCCAAAGUUGCAAAAACCGGUGGCGCUGGUGCCACUGUUGAAAGUGUAGCUGGGCAAAUGGCUCAGGUGAAAAUAGCAGACAAUACUACACAAAAGAUUGCAACUCCAUCCGGUCCUAUUGCUGAGGGAGAAAAGAAGAAACCUGCCCUAACUAAGGCCGAACGUAGAGCUAUACAAGAAGCACAGAGAGCAGCAAAGGCCCAAGCACAAUCACAAAAAUCUGCACCUGUAGCUGGAAAUAAACAAGCAGUGAAAACUGCUGCUGCUGUAAAACCAGCAACCAAAACUCUUCCGGUGCCAGAUAAGACGUCACCAACAAAAUCUACCGCCAAUAGUCCUAAACGAGCCACAAGUACUUCGCCGGUAAAAAGUGUUCGUUUUAACGAUGGCAAUGUUAAACUCUUCAGUCAUCUCGAAAGACCAGCUACAAAUGUGAAUUUAUUUGUAAAUAAUCCACAAAUUCAUCCCAGCAUUGCUAGGUUGGGAGAGCAGUAUGCCAAACGUGUAAUUGUCGGAUCAAAUGCUAGAUGCCUGGCAUUUCUUAAUGCAGUUAAAACGGUUAUACAAGAUUUUGAGACACCACCCAAGAAGGAAUUCUCUCGCAGUUUGGAAGCUCUUCUCAGCACCUCUGUUGAAUAUUUACAAAAAUGUCGCACAUUGGCCGUAUCGGUUAUUAAUGCCCAUAAGAAUUUAAAACAAGUUUUAAUGCAAUUACCCAAUGAUCAACCCGAAUCAGAGUUGAAAGAAAAACUUUUCAUAUUUAUUGAUACAUAUAUUGAAAAUCAAAUUGGUAAAGCUGCCGAAGCUAUUAAUUCUAUGAUGCAAAAGAAAAUCAAUAAUGGUGAUGUUAUUUUGACAUUUGGAUGCUCUUCAUUAAUUUCCCUAAUUUGUGAAGUGGCACAAUCACGUAAGGUUGAUUUCCGUGUUAUUGUCGUCGAUUCCCGACCCUUCUGUGAAGGUCAAGAACUGUUGCGCCGCCUAACAGCCAAAGAAAUUCCCUGCACUUAUGUUCUAAUCAAUGCCAUCAGUUUUGUUAUGCCCGAGGUGACAAAAGUGUUGUUGGGUGCCCAUGCAUUGUUGGCCAACGGUUAUGUUAUGGCACGCACGGGUACAGCACAAGUGGCGUUGGUGGCUCGAUCCUUUAAUGUGCCCGUCCUUGUAUGCUGUGAAACACAUAAAUUUAGUGAACGUUUUCAAACUGAUGCCAUUGUCUAUAAUGAAUUGGGUAAUCCGGAUGAUAUUGUUGUUGAUGAUAAAUGUUGCCUUUCAAAUUGGCAGGCUAAACAUAAAAUGUCUCCGUUAAAUUUGAAUUAUGACAUAACUCCACCAGAAUUGGUAACAGCUGUGGUCACAGAAGUUUCCGUAUUGCCAUGUACAAGUGUUCCGGUUAUAUUGCGUAUGAAACCUGAUUGGUCUAUUGUCUAAG